CUAUAGAUUUUUUGAGAUGGUAGGACUAGGAAACGGCCGUCGAGGGAUGAAGUCUCCACCUCUUUUAGUAGCAGCACUGGUGGCUUGCAUUAUUGUUUUGGGCUUCAAUUAUUGGAUUGCAAGUUGCCGCAGCAUUGAUUUGCAGAAUCGUAUAAUGGAACUAGAAGGCAGAGUCCGCAGGGCAGCAGCAGAAAGAGGUGCUGUUGAACUGAAAAAGAAUGAAUUCCAAGGAGAACUACAGAAACAGAGGGAGCAGAUUGACAAAAUCCAGACCCUGCAUAACUUCCAGAUGGAGAAUGCUAAUAAAAUACACAGGGAUGAGAAGGCUAUGUUAAUGAAUAACAUCACAAUAAAUGAGAAAUUGAUCCAGGACUUCCAAGAUCACUUGAAAGAGUUGCAGAAGGAAUAUGGAAAACUCCAACUGGAUGUAUAUCGGUUUCAGAAAAACCAGACUAACCUUCAGAAGAAAUUUACAUAUGAUAUGUCUCAGUGUAUCAAUCAGAUGAAGGAACUGAAAGAACAAUGUGAAGAAAGGAUAGAAGAAAUUACAAGAAAAGGCAAUGAGAUACCUCAAAGCAAGGGGGAAAAAGGCAGUUUUGACAAGCCUUAUCAGGUUAAUGUUCCAGUACCAACAUUUGGACAACCAGAAUUCCAACAGCGUGACUUGACAAAACUGGGAAAUGAACCUGAAGAAAAACAAAAAAUAUCUGAAAACUCAGAAGCUUCAGAAGCACCAAAACCAACACCCUUCAUGAAAAAUGUAGCAGAACUGGAUUAUCACAAAGGCAGAGGAAAUGAUGUUGCUGCCAUAAAUAAAGAAGAACCCCCAAAAGAGGAAGAAAAGCAUCCUGUUGACCAGGACCAUUCACCAAUACUUACUAAGCCUAGGCGAGAUAACAAGGAACUGCAUCCAGAACCUGGCACAGAACAGAAUCCAUAUGAGGAUAUUAGAAAUGCACUGGGUGAGGUUGUAGUAGAAAGACAGAAUGACAGAUGGCCAGAACCUAAAGGGCAUCGAGAUACCAAUCAGGCAAAUGCCGAUGAUGAAGAAGUGGAACGAGAGCAACUGUUAAAUGAUGAUCUGCAGCAGGAUGACCAGGAGAUCAGUAAGGAUGGUGAACUAGGAAUCAAGACAGCAAGACAGGGUAACAAAGGAGCGGACUAUAAUUUGGAUGUGAAUGAGGCAGAGUCUGAAACAGAUAAGCAAGCUGCCCUUGUUGACCAUCAACAUAAUUUGAAUGGUAAACCUUCCUAUCUUUCUGUUUCUGCACUGUUCUAGCACUUGUUCAUUUU
This is a messenger RNA of Euleptes europaea (tarantolino), 1293 nucleotides long. RefSeq names its product golgi membrane protein 1 (gene GOLM1). The transcript has 8 exons. The coding region runs from base 17 to 1279 and encodes 420 amino acids. Lineage: Eukaryota; Metazoa; Chordata; Lepidosauria; Squamata; Sphaerodactylidae. The record is from RefSeq and is a predicted model, not a curated record. Gene Ontology annotation, cellular component: Golgi apparatus.